AGAUAAUGCGAGCGCACAUGUUAAGCGGUGGGCAUUUUGUGGAGGCCAUGGCUCGACUGGGCUAUCCCGACGCAGCCUCUCUGGAGCCCUCCGAGUUCGACUGGAUGUUCAACGGUUCUCCGGAAAACCUGCACUUCUUGCGUUUUGUCUGUCAGAGCCUGAACCAGAGCAAUGUUUUGACCACAGAGGAAGUGCGGGCUUAUCGAGAGCUCCAGAAGUCCGGCAUGCCCAUCUUGGACCAAGCAGCCUUAGACAAGGUCCUGAAAACCAUCGGACCAUUCAAAGAGAGCAGUUCAGCCGAGGAGUGCGUCACUGUAGAAGAUUUGGAAGGGGAGUUUCAGGCGUUGAUGAAGGAGAAGGCUCUGAAGCAGCAGCGCCUCAAGAGGCUGCAGGCCGUGGCCGCUUCCGGUGCGGAUGUGGACCUCCGGCUCGCCGCCGAACUGGAACGGGCUGCGUCCCGGCUAAAGGAGGCUAGCGCUUCUCUGGAAGCCGAGAACGCCAACACCAACGCUGAGCUCCAAAGCCUCGCAGACAAGGCGGGCGAGCUGACGUUCGUGGCACCGUCCGUUCAGCCGGAAGCGGCGCAGGCAUCCGCCGGCAGAAAGCGCGAGCCUCUUCUUUCUCAGCUCUCUCUCGAUCCGUAUCUUCGCCAAGAGGAGCUCAACACCAAAACGCUCGCCGCUUUCGCUCGGAAUCACUUCUUCGCGGACCUUGUUGACACCUCCUCCUCAGAAAGUUUCCAGGGGUUGGACCUCAGCUCUUGUCAAGGAGAAGAGAAAGAGGAGGAUAAGAAAAAGAGUGAAGCGGCGCAAAAGAGGACCCAUGUGGCCAGACUUGAGUUGGUGCACAUCACGACCCAGCACCAACUGAUGCAAGCCACAGCAGAGGAGGCGAGCGUCAAGGCCGGGCGCGACUGGCUUUCUGAGAAGUUGGCGAGCGUCCAGCGUAUCGCCAACCCGGCCUCGCUUCGUGUGCGCGAGGUGGCGUCUAGGAUGGAAUUGCAAGCCGUGGAGGCGGAGAUGGAAGUUCAGCUCCACGGACCGGUGUCCCCGGUCCUUCGGGAGUCCGCCCGGCUGUUCGUCGUGCCGGUGCUGAAGGCAGACUUGGCCCUGCAACUGGCUCUACAGAGCGAUCUCGCCAGCCAACUGGAUGAGGUACGUGAUCAUCUCCUCCGCCAGAAGGCCUCCUUCGACGUCCUGCACUUGGCUCAGCAGAUUGAGUUACGAGAGUGGCGAGCGUGCCUGAAUCGUCUAGCAAACGUCAACAGCAGGCUUGUCGAAGAACGCGACGCCGCGUCCCUCAGAUUGGGCGCUCUGGCGCAUCCCGAGUUGGCGUUAAACACCAGGCCGAACCCCAUCGUCACCAGCAAGGACGCCACGUUCCGCAGACUCCUGCGGCUCCUCCUCGAGCACCAUUCGUCCCGUGGGAGAGUAGAACCUUUUCAGACAUACGAGGCGCUCAAGCAGGCUGCGUGCGGCUUGGCAAACAACCUCCAGGCGUCCCAUCAAGCGCUGACAGCGGUCAGCCGGGACCAGGACUUCACAGUGGCUCAGGUUCAGGGCCACUGCGAGGCCCUUCGCGAGGCCGUGUCCUCGGAGUUCCAGGAGCUGCGUGUAAGUUGUCCUGUGGCCACUGCUGACCGGGAGCUGCUGUGUCCCCAUGCGCAGGAGUUGAUGGAAAAACUCCGAGAAGCAGAAUCGUGUUUGGAGCGUUUACAAGAAGCCGUCCAUGAAAUCAAAGGCAAGAUCAACACGAAGCACCUCCAGCUGGAGUGCAAUUCCCUCCUCAGACACGAGAGAGAGCUCUACAUCCGCUUCCACUUGGAUGUCCAACUCCUGCAGAGCGCACUUGAGGACCUGGAGCGCAGACGGCUCCUGACGAGCAGACGGGAAUAGACCAAUGGAAAACGUUGUCUAAAUAAAGAAUUAUUCAAAGAAA
Molecule: messenger RNA, 1938 nt
Organism: Syngnathus acus (greater pipefish)
Lineage: Eukaryota; Metazoa; Chordata; Actinopteri; Syngnathiformes; Syngnathidae
Gene: haus3
Product: HAUS augmin-like complex, subunit 3
Biological process (GO): centrosome cycle; spindle assembly
Cellular component (GO): HAUS complex; centrosome; mitotic spindle
Source: RefSeq, a predicted model, not a curated record